Nerophis lumbriciformis (worm pipefish) is the source of this 1671-nucleotide messenger RNA. NCBI's taxonomy places the organism in Eukaryota, Metazoa, Chordata, Actinopteri, Syngnathiformes, Syngnathidae. The record is from RefSeq and is a predicted model, not a curated record.
AUGACUACACUGGCUGCAGAAAAGUUCCAGGAGGAACUUUGUGGAGUAAAAGAGGAGCCCCCACGUCACCAAGACUCGACUAUGUGCAAAAUGAUGCACGCAAAGGUUGUUCUUCACAGACUCGAAGACCUAGAUGUCAGUCAAGCCCAUCGUCUUGAGCACCAGGAGUCUGCAUACGUCAAGGGGGAGGAGGAAGAAUCGCCAUGCACCAAGGAGGAGGAAGCGUCGCCAUACAUCAAGGAGGAAGAGUCCGUUCACAUUAAAGGUUUCAGAAAAUAUAUUGGUGCUGAGCCAGAAUCUCCUGGCGUUAAAAUGGAUAAGGAGAGAGAAAAGCAACUUCAAAUCAAAAAGGAGGAGGAGGAGGAGCUGCCAUAUGGUAAAGAGGAGGAAGGUAUCACCAGUUUGACUGGUGAGCCCUUGAAGAGUGAAGAUGGGCCGACAGAGACAGGCACAGGGGCGCAGCUUCCAAGGGGCAGCAGUACAACAGAAGGAUUGCAAGCGGACAUCUACAUUGCUCCAUCAGACAGAGAUGGCGCCACAUCACACUCACCUUACAAUGAUGAUGGUCAUAAGAAGUCUCACGAUCUAUACGUCAGCCAAGCCCAGCAUCUUGAGCACCAAGAGUCUGCAUGCAUCAAGGAAGAGGAAGAGUCCGGACCCAUCCAAGGUUUCAGCAAAUAUCUUUGUCCUGGCGCUCAACAGCUAAAGAGAGAAGUACAACUUCCAAUCAAAAAGGAGGGCGAAAAACCUUUUUCCUGCUCAUUUUGUGGUCAAGGAUUCACUCAACUUCACCACUUAAAAGUACACACAAGAACCCACACUGGCGAUAAACCUUUUUCCUGCUCAGUUUGUGGUCAAGGAUUCACUCAAGUUCACCACUUAAAAGUACACACAAGAACCCACACUGGCGAAAAACCUUUUUCCUGCUCAGUUUGUGGUCGAGGUUUCGCGAAAAAGCGUAGCUUACAAAUACACGUAAGAACGCACACCGGAGAAAAACCUUUUUCCUGCUCAGUUUGUGGUCGCGGUUUCGCUAUAAAGCAGAGCUUACAAAAACAUGUAAGAACGCACACAGGAGAAAAACCUUUUUCCUGCUCAGUUUGUGGUCAAGGAUUCACUCAACUUAACAACUUAAAAGUACACACAAGAACCCACACUGGUGAAAACCCUUUUUCCUGCUCAGUUUGUGGUCAAAGAUUCACUCAACUUAACAACUUAAAAGCACACACAAGAACCCACACUGGCGAAAAACCUUUUUCCUGCUCAUUUUGUGGUCAAGGAUUCACUCAACUUCACCACUUAAAAGUACACACAAGAACCCACACUGGCGAUAAACCUUUUUCCUGCUCAGUUUGUGGUCAAGGAUUCACUCAACUUCACCACUUAAAAGUACACACAAGAACCCACACUGGCGAAAAACCUUUUUCCUGCUCAGUUUGUGGUCGAGGUUUCGCUAUAAAGCGUAGCUUACAAAUACACGUAAGAACGCACACCGGAGAAAAACCUUUUUCCUGCUCAGUUUGUGGUCGAGGAUUCACUCAACUUAACAACUUAAAAGUACACACAAGAACCCACACUGGUGAAAACCCUUUUUCCUGCUCAGUUUGUGGUCAAAGAUUCACUCAACUUAACAACUUAAAAGCACACACAAGAACCCACACUGGUGAAAAA